GACAUAACAAAAUUUGCGGUUAACAAUAUCUAGUGGAAGUUGUGCGCUUAAAAAACUUAACUUAAAUCAACAUGUUCAAAUUGAUCAUUGCCUUGUCUGCGCUCUGCGCUGUCGCUUCCGCCGGCUACUUGGGUGGCUAUGGACUUGGCGGUUAUGGUCUCAGUGGUCAUGGUUUGGGUUACGGUGGCUACAGUGGCUACAGUGGUUACAGUGGCAUUGUGGCGCCAGCCUAUCAUGCACCCACCGUUGUUGCUGCAGCACCAAUUGUGAAGACUUACAGCGCUCCAAUUAUCGCCGCACCAUUGGCCACCUCCUAUGCCAAUACCUACAAAGUGGCCACUAAAGCUAUCCCGAUAGUGCAUGCUGCUCCAGCCGUAUAUGCGGCGCCAGCAUACCAUGGUUCACUGGGCUAUGGGCUGAAUUACGGUUACGGACAUGGUUUGUUGCAUAAGUAAGGAAAUCGCAGGAGAUGGAUCGUGCUGAACAAGGACAUGAAAAUGGAUAAUGAGCUAUAAUUCUAUGUGCAAAAAAGUAUAUUUGGCAGACUGGGAGGAGCUUAAAAUGCAGGCUGAUUAUAGUCUUCACUUGGGGCGUGGUGGCAUAAAUGAAAACUAAGCUAUGGGAGUGAGUGAGCAGUGAGGAGUUGAGCCGCUUUGACUUUGAACAACCAGUGAGUUUGUUUCCGCUGAGAUUUUUUCCGCAAUUUGUCUGAUUCGUGUACUCGAUGCUAAGUGUAUU
This is a messenger RNA of Rhagoletis pomonella (apple maggot), 738 nucleotides long. Its product is annotated as cuticle protein 65-like. The coding region runs from base 72 to 455 and encodes 127 amino acids. Lineage: Eukaryota; Metazoa; Arthropoda; Insecta; Diptera; Tephritidae. The transcript has 2 exons. The record is from RefSeq and is a predicted model, not a curated record.